AUGGCUCCUCCGAUCCACUCCACAAUACCCGAGAAGCCCCAGUCAUCAAGCUUCAAAGACGAGGCCGACCCACAGGCAAACAAGAUUGAAACAGAGCGGGGUGUCGACACUCAAGCCGAACAUGCUUCCAACUCCGACGCAACAAGUCACGAAUACAAACCCAGGCUUGACAUGGGCGGCAAGCCUGAGCUAACAGAAGAUGACUGCUACGAGAAGCUUGGCUUCUGUUUUCCAACAUGGAAGAAAUGGACAAUUCUCAGCGUCAUCUUCGUGGUUCAGAUGUCUAUGAACUUCAACACAGGCGUCUACGCCAAUGCCGUAGCCGGUCUGACCGAGGAAUUUCACAUCAGCGAACAAGCCGCGCGAGUCGGACAGUGUGUGUUCCUAGUCGCAUACGCAUUCGGAUGUGAGCUCUGGGCACCGUGGAGCGAGGAGUUUGGUCGCUGGCCCAUCAUGCAGCUUUCUUUAUUUCUUGUGAACAUCUGGCAGAUUCCCUGCGCACUUGCACCCAACUACGGGACGAUCGUCGUAUGCCGCGUCCUCGGCGGACUCAGUUCCGCCGGUGGCUCCGUCACACUCGGCAUGACAGCCGAUAUGUGGGAAGCCGAUGACCAAGGCUAUGCCGUAGCCUACGUGGUCCUCUCAUCCGUGGGCGGGUCAACCAUAGGGCCCUUCUUCGGCGGAAUGAUCGGCCAAUGGCUAAAUUGGCACUGGGUAUUCUGGAUGCAAUUGAUCGUGGGGGUAGUAACGCAAAUCAUGCACUUCUUCAUUGUACCAGAGACCCGUGCAACAAUUCUGAUCGACCGCGAAGCCAAACGCCGACGCAAGAACGGCGAAGACAUCUGGGGUCCGAACGAACUGAAAACCCCCCGUCUAGACAUCCAUGACGUACUGCGAAUCUGGAUCCGGCCAUUUGAAAUGUUCCUUCGCGAACCAAUCGUGCUCUUCCUCUCCCUCCUCUCUGGUUUCUCCGACGCGCUGAUCUUCGUCUUUACCGAGUCCUUCGCCCUAGUCUUCGAACAAUGGUCAUUCAGCACGCUCGCAGUCGGACUAACCUUCGGCUCGAUUCUCAUUGGAUAUAUCCUCGCAUACACAAUCUUCCUUCCAGAUAUCUACCGCCAAAUCCAAGUCCGGCGCAAAUCCGGCGCAGCAAGUCGUCCCGCCGAACGACGUCUCCUCCUUCUCCUCUUCAUCGCCCCACUAGAACCAGUCGGGCUCCUAGGCUUCGCGUGGACAAGCAUGGGUCCACCAAUCCCAUGGAUCGCACCGUGUAUAUUCGCAUGCAUGAUCGCGAUGGCAAACUACGCAAUCUACAUGGCGACGAUCGACUACAUGGUCGCCGCAUACGGGCCGUAUUCUGCAUCUGCGACAGGUGGCAAUGGAUUCGCGAGAGAUUUCCUUGCUGGUAUUGCAACAAUGUACUCCACACCGAUGUAUCAGAAUAUGGGGAGCAAGUACCAUCUCCAGUGGGCGAGUACGCUGCUUGGAUGUGUCGGGUUCUUGGUUCUGAUUCCGAUUUAUGUCUUCUACUGGAAGGGCCCGGAAAUUAGGGCUAAGAGUAAAUUUGCGCAGCAGUUGGCUGCGGAUCGGGGUACGCAUUCUGAGAGCAGAAGGGCUAGUCGGGUUAGGGCUUCGAUUGGUGCUUAG
This is a messenger RNA of Penicillium paradoxum, 1647 nucleotides long. RefSeq lists its product as uncharacterized. The transcript has a single exon. Gene Ontology annotation, molecular function: transmembrane transporter activity. Gene Ontology annotation, biological process: transmembrane transport. The coding region runs from base 1 to 1647 and encodes 548 amino acids. Lineage: Eukaryota; Fungi; Ascomycota; Eurotiomycetes; Eurotiales; Aspergillaceae. The record is from RefSeq and is a predicted model, not a curated record.